Messenger RNA from Cydia splendana, 1125 nucleotides. RefSeq lists its product as uncharacterized. Gene Ontology annotation, biological process: DNA replication, removal of RNA primer. The record is from RefSeq and is a predicted model, not a curated record. Bases 1 to 1125 code for a protein of 374 amino acids. The transcript has a single exon. Lineage: Eukaryota; Metazoa; Arthropoda; Insecta; Lepidoptera; Tortricidae. Gene Ontology annotation, molecular function: RNA-DNA hybrid ribonuclease activity; nucleic acid binding.
AUGCUAGGCCUGAAGCCACUCUGGAUAGAGGUAGAGAAAAGAGCCACUGAACAGUGGUAUAGAAUGAAAGCAUGCAAGGAAUGGAGAGGAAGCUGUGUGGACAAGAGACACGCGCUGAUACAAAAAGAGGCGCUAUCAAAAUUUGAGAUGCUGAUGGCCAAUAACGACCUUAUAAAAAGGCAGGAGAUAUUUGACAAGAAGUAUAGGAUACAUAUAGGAGAGAGAGACAACUGGAAGGUAGAAGUCAGUCACCCGACGACUAUCUGUUUUACGGAUGGCUCUAGAAGAAACUCAACGAAACUAGCAGGAGCAGGCAUAGUAAUCCCUAAACUGGGAGAGAAGGUAUCAAUACCGUUGGGUAGGUAUGCUAGCGUAUUUCAAGCAGAGGUAUGUGCAAUAGCGCGCUGUGCACAUAUAAUUAAAGAGAGUGUGCAGCAAGAAGGCGCUGUUGUAAUAUAUACAGAUAGCCAAGCAGCACUGAAGGCACUAAAGAAAACAUCGGUUACCUCCUCCCUUGUGAGAGAAUGUCGGGAGGAGCUUAACUCGAUAGGCAAACGAAGAAGCGUCACGGUGGCAUGGGUACCAGGACACCAAGGAGUGACGGGUAAUGAGAAAGCGGACGAGAUGGCAAGGAUGGGGGCGGAAACGGAUCACAUUGGUCCGGAACCGGCUCUACCUAUGUCAGCGGACGUCACGAAGGGAGUCAUAGAGAAGGUAAAAGAGAUGGAAGCACAAAGAGAAUGGGAAGAAGAAACUGGAUGUAGACAGUCGAAGAUGAUGAUCAAAGGCAUAGAUCACAGGAGAACCAGGUAUCUUCUGAAACUAGGUAAGAGCAGUCUGAGACUUCUGACAGGCAUUAUUACAGGUCAUAACUCUCUCAAUAGACACCUUAAGAUAAUGGAGAUUAGCAGAGAUGCCUCCUGUCCACACUGUGGUAAGGAGGAGACUAGCUUACACCUACUAGCGGAAUGUAUUAUGUAUGCGGCACCGCGAUACAAUACAUUCGGCAAAGACACACUAAAAGAGAACGAACUAAAGGACGUCGAACUCAAAGAUGUCCUUCUGUUCUGCAGGAAAACAAGAAGAUUUGAGGAGAAUGGUGAGGGAAUGCCGCCGGGACAGUAA